Molecule: messenger RNA, 1188 nt
Organism: Diaporthe batatas
Lineage: Eukaryota; Fungi; Ascomycota; Sordariomycetes; Diaporthales; Diaporthaceae
Exons: 3
Coding region: 1-1188 (395 amino acids)
Source: RefSeq, a predicted model, not a curated record
AUGUGCAUUCAAGAAACGAGACUCCACGCCAUCUGCAACCACGCGGCCGUGGACCGCAUUGAGUGCUCGGACAAGUGCGCACACUUUGACACCAUCGAGAUGCAACUUAGCACAUACUGUCAGUCCUGUCGCCAGCAGGUCGACAACACGGCAAUCCUGAACUCGGUACUGCGCUGGAAGCUUGGACCCUGUCCAGCCCGGCGCAGGAAGAUCCGGCCCGUCAAGACAAAUCUUCUCGACGUCCCCGCCGCCCCGAGCACGCCAGGCACGGCGAGGACUCCCACCCAGCAUGUGAGGAAGCUGUCCGGCGCCAAGUCCUUGAGCGCCCUCAGAGAGGCAGCCUCCGCCCCGCCCACGAGGGAACUACCCCCUACGCCUCCUACCGCAAAGAGGCUGAACGCCCGGGCCACGUUCGGGCCACGAUACUCGUUGGACGUGAAACCAACGCCUCCGACCCUCCCGUUGAGGCGGAGAGCAAGCGAGGCCUUCGAGUACGUUGAGGGAGGCGAUGGGCAGCCGAGGCUCGCCCGCGCUCACACCGUGCCAAAGAGCAAGGCCCGUCCCGCUCCGCCGCAGAGGCCCGCUCCCCGCGUGCCCAUCUGGGACACUACCCCCAGGCGGCCAGAAAGGGACCUGAGGUCCCCGAGGGCCUCCCCACAACAAGUCGCAGGUGAAGCAACACCCGCGCCCGCGCUGAGGAGCACCGACAUCGAAACCCACACGACCAUGAGUACGAGGCCUAGCACCGCCAAUACCACAAGCACCACAGCCACGGCCGCCAGCAUCAGCACCAGUGCCAGCAUCAGGGCCAACAUGAACGGCGCACGUAAGUCAGCUCUGUUGCAGCAGGCUCCCUCACACCCGCCCCCUCCCUCACCACAGCGGGACCAGAACCAGAAGACCCAGCAGCCCCUGCCGGUGAGCACCUCCGUGCCGAGGUCCCUCUGGUCCCUACGGCGCAGUCGAUCGUCGGCGCGGAGCCUCGCGCUGGCGAGCACCAAGGAAUAUGUCCACGCCAAGCUGUGCCGCGGCCCUCUACCGUCCCCGACGCCGGGGAAGAACCUCUUCCCCGCGCCAAAGCAGCAGCAGAGGAAGAAGCCUAUCAAUAUCCACGACCCGGAGUGGCUGGCGAGCCACGGCCUCAAGUGGGACGCCCGCGGGUUGGGGCUGGUCAGCACUGCGGUGUGA